This is a messenger RNA of Pocillopora verrucosa, 1608 nucleotides long. RefSeq lists its product as uncharacterized. The record is from RefSeq and is a predicted model, not a curated record. Lineage: Eukaryota; Metazoa; Cnidaria; Anthozoa; Scleractinia; Pocilloporidae.
AACCUAGAUGUUUUUCUACAUUGAUGGGCAUGGUCGGAUCGUGUCACCGAGGAGACUCAGCUAAAACAACACGGAAAUCUAGCUAAGAAGUAGAGUUUCGACAAAAGGCACAUGAUUUAGCGGAAAAGGCAAGUGAACACCAAAAUGACGCCAUACAGUUUCAUCUUACGGUCAGUGUGUCUAACGAAUCAAUUAGUCCUCUUCAUUAAGGGAUAAGUCUAUAGCAUACGUCGUUACAAACGUUUCGGGAAGGUUUUAAGCGUGGAUUUCCGAUGUGUUAGUUUUCGGUGGCGAGUGGAGGAGUGUAAACGUGAAGACCAAAGUGUUAUGGUCACGGAAUCGAAGAAGUAAUCUGCUGCACGGAGGUCUGCAAAGAGGCGAUUAAAAUACCACGGAUUAUCGAGGAUACAAACACAAAUCGGGUUAUUUACACGUCUUAUUUAAUUACUAAAAGUUAUGGACUUUGAAGCCGCAAGAAGAAAUGCAGACGAUAGACUUACUCAGGAGCUCACCAGGAUCCGCAACCUUCCUAAGCGAAGCAAAAUCAAAAUAGCUAACAAAUACGGCUUGAAACAUGCGAGUCACACAAAUGCAGGUCUGCUGAAAUCACUGGAGAUUGACUUAAAUGUUAUAUCAAGAGAACAGAGAAGAGUAGCGAAUGAAUGCAAUAAAAGACAGAGAGAAUUCACGGAAGUUCAAAGGAAAUCUUUGUCAAAGUUUCUUCCUUCCAUUGCACAGGAAGAUGGGGGAGAAAGGAAAUCAACCGUACAAGGAAAGACUCAAAGACAACGAAAGACCACAACUGUUAUUGAUCAGACACCCAUGUGGUUGAAAGGUCGAAAGGAGUCCAUCUGUGAACUGAAAAGAGAAAUGCUUCUGGAUAUGACGGCACGAAGCAAAGAGAAGACAUAUCAGAUUAUUUCGAAGAACAACAAAAAGACUUCCAUCGGAGCACCGUUGCCCCCGAUUCGGGAUAUUGAAGUCGAGGUUGAUAGGGAAGCUUUGAUUACUCGAUUGAAUCGUCAACGCAAAAAUGCUUUUGCAGGAAGUUGUUUUCCAUUUUUGCUGGCAGAAAACCAGGAAUAUAACAGAGAGGGAGUUAAAUAUCCAAGAAAAAAGCCUUAUCAAGAUCAACGAGAACCGUGUUUGCCAUCAAACUACGCUCAGGAUAAUGAACAAGACGAUUUUCGAAAAAGAACGUUUAGAGGAACAGUUUAUGAAAAGAUUCUUAAGAUUCCUGAUCCUUCUAAGAUUCCUCAUUUAGAUCCUAGAGAUCCUAAACUUUAUCAUGUCGUCAUGAAAGCGCGAAAAAGAAAGGUAUCCAAGUUGGAACAAGCUGAUCAUGUUGUAGCUCGCAAAAACACCGUGUCCACGAGGCACUGGAAAUGAUGACGACGAUUUCUACAGCCAAAAUGGUUUUUUAUUGAGUCAAUUGAAUAUUAACACGACAUAUCUGCUCUAUUUUGCUUAAAGUUACACGCGGCUGGAAAAUCAAUUAUUCAAGGAUUUAGCCUCAGUGUUUGUUUUACGAGGAAGUCGUUCACGGUUUGUUUGGAUAGUCUGCAAGGGCGCCAAAGAAAUGAAAGGACAUCCGUUUUUAACAUUGAA